Molecule: messenger RNA, 1727 nt
Organism: Daldinia decipiens
Lineage: Eukaryota; Fungi; Ascomycota; Sordariomycetes; Xylariales; Hypoxylaceae
Exons: 2
Coding region: 259-1242 (327 amino acids)
Source: RefSeq, a predicted model, not a curated record
CGAAUUGUCAAAUAAGAAUUAACUAUGUGAAUAUUGAUAUUAUACAUAAAGCUCGUGACAUAUGUUCCCGAACCGCUUAUUAGAAAUAGAAGUGCAGUGUAUAAACAAAUAACAAGCAUCACAUUGUGUGUAUAAUGGAGCUAGCGCUAGCACCUUUUAGCAAACCCCCCAAGCUACAAAAUAGAAGAGGAUCGCCUUGAAAGCCCAUUGGAUACGUUAAGUUUCUGCAAUGUGAAUAGUAUUGUUCCUGAAUACAUUAUGGGAAAGCCUUCUGGAAGCGACAUUGACGAUGGAGAGUCACGACGGUCCUCCUAUAAUCGACGGGGAGGAGUGCACAUAGACAGUAUGCCUCUUUCGUUCUCCCGUCCACAUUCGUCAAAAUCAGAGUCGUAUAGCCCAAACGGAACUUUGUACUUUCAACACCCAUGUGGCUAUCACGGCAACGAUUCAGAUGAUCACCACGAUCACCAUGGAAAACCCGCCGAUGAUCAACCAAUAACGCGGUUCAAGUCAUCAUCAAGGUCGAGAGGUAAAGCCUCAGGAGGGAGCCGUCCAAUCACUCCUGCCCCUACAGCUUCUAAGGAGGAGACCACCACGGCUAUUAGCGCAGAGUUGAAAGUCUCGCUCGCUGCCAGACAGUUGGCAUUUCAGAUCAAAGAGAGUAAGAGAUUCUGGAUCGCAUUUCAGGACGAGUUCGAAGCAGAAGUGAAGGCGGUCAAGUAUUACGUCAAUGAUGAUGUCCUCCAGCGGAUAUGGCAGAAGAGGACUGAAUACAACAGCAAGUACAAGAAUGGCGAUAACCAAGACGACGAACAGUUCACCGUUCAGAAGAUGAAGCUGGAGAUAUGCCUAGAUCAUGUCAAAGAGGCUGCAAAGGCAUUCGUUCAAUCUCAUCCACUGGGUAGCCCCUCUGAUCACGAUCCUCGGCACCUCGCCUUAGAGAAGAUUCAGGUAACUGGCGAUCGCAUUCUACUAUUGGCUGGGAAGUCCAUGUUUAGUAAUAUUGCUUGUGCAGAUCUGGUCACGCAGGCGUCGGACCUGGAGAAGCUGGUAGACGCGAGAAAUCCAGAUGCCAAGGUCCUACAUCGGUUUGAUAAGAGGGAAAUUAUGAAGACCUCAUGCGAAGGAGAAGAUAAAGGUCCGGUCACAGGCGAAGCAACAUAUCAGGAGCAGGAAAUACCCGAUCAAGAGACGUAUGAGGAGGGUAAUGAUGAUGAGAGCCCGAGUGUUACGUUAGGAUAGACCCAGACGAAUAGCAGAAACGCUUCUCAAUUCUGUCGCCGCGAUUAUUUCUCGAUGGCAAUAUGACGUCUCGUUAGCAGUAUCCUCGACAGAGUAAUCGGAAUCGAAUUGUAGGCGCCCGUUCCCCGAAAGAAACAGACAAUCCCACGCUGCGUAUCGCACUCAAGUGUUCUCACACACAAUCUCCGCAACGGCUCUCCCAUAGGAACCACAACUCCCCCGUCUUCUCCUUGCGGAUAUACACAGGGUGAAGGGCCCUGCGUCUCUGAUGCCAGUCUUGCAGACGUGUACUAAUAAAACCAUCACGCCAGACCCUCGCGGGCAGACCUGUCGAUCCCGCAACUGGGCGGGCGACGAGGUGGUGAUGAAGAAUACUCCGAAUUUCUCAUGAGCGGGGGCAAAUAUCGGUCUGAAGACAGAACGCGAUGAGAAGCAGCUCGCGCGGCUUCUCUGUUUGUAGCUCAGAAACGCAGCGUUGGUGAGGG